AUGGCUUCUUAAAGUGAAGAGAAGGACUUGAUAGGAUCCAUAUUAAGUGAUUAAGAUGACAAACAAGAAAUCAUUCCCAAAAAGGCAAGAAAGAAUUUAUCUUUGAAAUCAAAAGAAUUCGAUCCUCAAAUUCAUCCAAAACAUCCAGAAUUUCAGACUUCCAAUGCAAGCAUAUUAUCAACAGGAUAUUAAUCGCAUUAGAAAUAACGAAUAUUUUUCCAAACUUAAACAUCAAUAGAAAUUUAGUCUUAACUUUCAAAUACUUUACAAUAAACAGCAGAUUAAGAUAAUAACACUUGUUCAUUUGAUCAUUUCUAAUCCUUCGAUUCCUUUGGUUAGUUAUAACAAAGAAAACAAUCAACAAAGAAACACCAUACUAUGCAACCUACUGAAUAUCAAAAUCCUACAUUAAUCUUUACCAGUGAUUAAUGCAUUGAUGGCAAAUUAUCUUUGAGUCAAACAGAUCUUGAAUAAAUAUGCGGGAAUUAAUUGAUCAAUAGGAAACUGUAAAACAUAUUGGAUAGUAAUGACAUCAAUAAAAAAAGACUGAUUUUUAAUCAAGUAGAAAAGAUAUGCUUAAAGGCUUCAAAAGAUAUGUUUGGAAAUUAUACAGUUCAAAAGGUCUUUGAAGUUGGAAGUCAAGAUUAAAAACAAAGAAUGCACAAUCUGUUGAUUAAUCACAUCUUCGAUUUAUCAAAAAACUAAUAUGCCUGUCGAGUAGUUCAGAAGAUGAUGGAGUUUAUAAAAGACUAUCCAGAGUAACUAGAGAUAUUUCUACAAAAUUUUUAUCCAUAUAUUAUUCCAUUAUUAAAUGAUCCUAAUGGUAAUUAUGUUAUCCUAUCAUGUUUUGAGUUAUUCAACAAAAAUUAACUCAUCUUUAUUAUUCCAAUGAUAGAAGAUUCGUUGUAAUUCAUGUCAAAAUAAACUUAUGGUUGUAGAGUCAUUUAGAAAGUAUUAGAGAUAUAUCCAAUUGAGCAUACUUAAAAGAUGAUGGAUAUCUUAAUGACUCUUGCAUGUCAAUUAUGCUAUUAGGAAUUUGGAAAUUAUAUCAUACAGUAUAUAUUAAAGAGUGGACCUCCCAAAGAAAAAUAAAUCAUCUGUUAGAUCAUUAAGGAUAAUUUUGAACAAUUAAGUAUUAAUAAAUUUGGAAGCAAUUCUGUGGAAAAGUAUAUAGAUGUUAUGGGGCCUAAUCAAAUUAUUAACAUCUUAUGUUCAAUCUCAAAUGAUUAGUUUGUCUUUUACAAUUUGUCUGUCAAUCCUUUUGGCAAUUACGUAAUGAAAAAAGUGCUAAUUAGUGGAGAUCCAUCUGUACAGUAUUUAAAGAGUCUCUUGAAAUAAUAUCCAGAACUUGUUCAAGGAAUUAAAAACUCUGAUUUCGGAUAAAGAGUUGGAUUAAUUAUGGAUGCAUUAUGA
Messenger RNA from Paramecium tetraurelia, 1413 nucleotides. RefSeq lists its product as uncharacterized. The record is from RefSeq and is a predicted model, not a curated record. Gene Ontology annotation, molecular function: mRNA binding. Gene Ontology annotation, biological process: post-transcriptional regulation of gene expression. Gene Ontology annotation, cellular component: cytoplasm. Lineage: Eukaryota; Ciliophora; Oligohymenophorea; Peniculida; Parameciidae. The transcript is spliced from 8 exons.